Bathycoccus prasinos is the source of this 420-nucleotide messenger RNA. RefSeq lists its product with no specific name. The record is from RefSeq and is a predicted model, not a curated record. Lineage: Eukaryota; Viridiplantae; Chlorophyta; Mamiellophyceae; Mamiellales; Bathycoccaceae. Gene Ontology annotation, biological process: thylakoid membrane organization. The coding region runs from base 1 to 420 and encodes 139 amino acids. The transcript has a single exon.
AUGCAUCCCGUCGUCGCAAACCCUUCUGCGCAGGGAGUGUUCAUCGGGGCACGCCGUCGCUCGUCGAACAACGGCUGCUGCUCUUCGUCCUCCUCCUCCUCCUUUUCCUCCUCGUUCUCUUUCCAACAAAGUCGUUCUAUUUCCUUUUCCCCGCGAGAGAAAAAGAAGCGAAACGUCACCCAAAACGCCACCGCGGGGAACGACAACAAAAGCGACGAUUCAGACGUAAACGACAAACCGUUAGACGCGUUCCUCCUUGGCAAAGCACUCGCGGAAACCGUUUUAGAGAGAACGGCGACGGAAGUGGUCAAUUUUAUCUCCGACGCGACAAAUUUACCGACGAAAAUAGAAGACGAGAUGGAACAACUCAAACGAGAGGUGGAGAAGAGAGCGAAAGAGGACGCCGGACGCGGCGUUUGA